This is a messenger RNA of Nestor notabilis (Kea), 954 nucleotides long. RefSeq names its product dual specificity testis-specific protein kinase 2-like. Gene Ontology annotation, molecular function: protein serine/threonine kinase activity; ATP binding. The transcript has 8 exons. NCBI's taxonomy places the organism in Eukaryota, Metazoa, Chordata, Aves, Psittaciformes, Psittacidae. Gene Ontology annotation, cellular component: nucleus; cytoplasm. Gene Ontology annotation, biological process: actin cytoskeleton organization; protein phosphorylation. Bases 1 to 954 code for a protein of 317 amino acids. The record is from RefSeq and is a predicted model, not a curated record.
AUGUGUGAAGCGGGGCUGAUCGCACCAGAGCCCUCUGGCCUCAUGCAGUGCUGUGGUGAACCGUCUGACACCUACUACCAUGUGGACCGCUGGCAGAGGCUGCGCGCAGCUGUCAGGAAGCUGGAGUUCUGGGAAAACUUCAACGUCGAGCUGAUAGGCAGUGGCUUCUUCUCCAGGGUCUACAAGGUGACCCAGGCUGCUGCUUCUAAAGUAAUGGUGGUGAAGAUCUACAAGAAUGACGUGGAUCAAGAGGUGAUUGUACGUGAGAUCAGCCUGCUACAGAAGCUGUCCCACCCCAACAUCGUCAGGUACCUUGGGAUAUGUGUGAAGGAUGACAAGCUGUACCCAAUUCUGGAGUAUGUGAAUGGGGGUUGCCUGGAGGAGCUCCUGGCCUGCAAAGACAUUGCUUUGACUUGGAAGGAAAAAGUGGACUUAGCUUCUGACAUCACCAGAGGCAUGAUCUACCUGCACUCCAAGAACAUCUACCACCGAGAUCUCAACUCCAAGAACUGCCUUAUUCGAGUGACGCCGCGGGGCCAUGAGGCGCUGGUGACUGACUUUGGACUGGCCAGGGAGGUGGUGGAGCUGCCUGUGAAGGAUGCAGAGAGGAAGCUGUCUCUGGUGGGCUCUGCUUUCUGGAUGGCUCCUGAGAUGCUGCGGGGAGAGCCCUAUGACCGGAAGGUGGAUGUGUUUUCCUUUGGCAUUGUCCUCUGUGAAAUCCUGGGCAGGAUCCCAGCUGACCCUGAAGUGCUUCCCAGGACUCAGGAUUAUGGCUUGGAUGUUGCUGCCUUCCAGGGGAUGAUCGGCGAAUGUCCCAAGCAGGUGAUGGACCUUGCUGCUAGAUGCUGUUGGGUGGAAGCAUUUAAGAGACCAUCAUUCUCCGAAAUCCUGGAUGAGUUGGAGGAUGUCGUGGAGAGCCUGGAACCUAGGAAGGACAACCCCCUUUUGGGCUGA